Solea senegalensis (Senegalese sole) is the source of this 1736-nucleotide messenger RNA. RefSeq lists its product as uncharacterized. The transcript is spliced from 12 exons. Lineage: Eukaryota; Metazoa; Chordata; Actinopteri; Pleuronectiformes; Soleidae. Bases 840 to 1736 code for a protein of 298 amino acids. The record is from RefSeq and is a predicted model, not a curated record.
GCGUGUGAGUGUGUGUGCACUUACAUAUCUUACUUCAUGGGGUCCCACCGCAUGGAGCACACCCACCGCGGGGGGCCCACAACCGGUAUGGGGCCCUAAAUGGUGGGCCCCACACCGGUUUUCAUUCAAAAUGAGCUUUGCAGCCCCCCCUGAUGCCCCUCUUGCUUUUUUUUCACUUGGCCCACAAGGUCACAAAAACUGGAAAUGUGUGUGUAAGUGUGUGUAAACUUUUUGCUCACUACCGCCCCCCGGAGCUUGUAAGGUGGAAGGUACGGACACACACACACCGGAAGUUUGUUUACACACUUCAGGAAGUGGGUAGGGUUUUAACAAGAAGAAGAGGAAGAUCAAGCUCAAGAUUGACAGCAUGCAACAGAGCCAUUAUGUCCAAAAGGAGGAGAAGGAUAAAGCCUGUAGAUGAUGCAAAGACAUAUAUUCUGUCUUGCACUGACAAGUCUGGAUUUAUGUCAAGACUCAUAGACAGUUUCAAAGGAAGAGGAGUGUUUGCUACGCAGCCCAUUGAACCAGGGGACUUUGUUUUGGAGUACAGGGGUAAACUCCUCACACAGGAAGAAUGCCAGUCACUAACGUACUCAGAGAUUGACUCCACAUUUCUCUUUGAUUUUGAGUGGCAGAACCGUCACUUGUGCCUUGAUGCAUCUAAAGAAGAUGGAUCUCUUGGAAGAUUAGUCAAUGACAACCACAAAAAUCCAAAUUGUGUCAUGAGAAAAAUCAUAGUAAACAACAAGCCGCACUUGUGCCUUUUUGCCCUGAAGAAAAUAGAGAUAGGAUCUGAAAUUGACUACAGCUAUGGUGAUGCAUAAUGGCCUUGGCGCAGUAUGGUGAAGACUCCUGCAGCAGCAGAGACAGAGACCAGCCCUCUACCUCAGAUGUUCCACAUGGAAUCAAAGCCAGAUGAGACUAACGUACAGGUGAAAGACCCUCAGACUCCUGCAGCAGCAGAGACAGAGACCAGCCCUCUACCUCAGAUGUUCCACAUGGAAUCAAAGCCAGAUGAGACUAACGCACAGGUGAAAGACCCUCAGACUCCUGCAGCAGCAGAGACAGAGACCAGCCCUCUACCUCAGAUGUUCCACAUGGAAUCAAAGCCGGAUGAGACUAACGCACAGGUGAAAGACCCUCAGACUCCUGCAGCAGCAGAGACAGAGACCAGCCCUCUACCUCAGAUGUUCCACAUGGAAUCAAAGCCAGAUGAGACUAACGCACAGAUGGACAGUGGACCAGAGGUUUCUCGUCAUUUGUGCGAUUCAGAUGAAACUGUUCUGAAAGAAGCCUGUGAUGAGGCUUCUCCAAACAACCAUUCCAGAGAGCAAUCAGAUGAUGAACUUGUUCCACCUCUGAGACGCACAAAAAGCAUUAUGAUGGAUCGACUACAAGAUUUUGCUGGCUGUCUCUACGAUUCAAGUGAUGACAGCACAGAGGGCACUUUGAUUUCUAAGCCUGAAAGGGAUUCACAGAGGCUGAGAAGAUGCUCUCGCCAUCCUAUUCAGGUGCCUCUUGUGGAAUCAGAUAACUCUAACAUUGGCAGUGAAGAUGAGUACAUUCCAUGUCCCAAGGACGAAAGCACAGAAAGUGAUAGCAGUUUGGAAUUAACCCUGGAAGAUAAAAAAAGGAACAAAGGUGCAUCUAGUGAGAGCAGAAGAAAGUCUUCCAGUCGGAGCAAGUUUAUGCCCAUGGAGAGUGGAACAGAGUUGAUGGUAAUGAAAAGAAAAUAG